Molecule: messenger RNA, 390 nt
Organism: Coccidioides posadasii C735 delta SOWgp
Lineage: Eukaryota; Fungi; Ascomycota; Eurotiomycetes; Onygenales; Onygenaceae
Biological process (GO): maintenance of transcriptional fidelity during transcription elongation by RNA polymerase II; transcription initiation at RNA polymerase II promoter; DNA-templated transcription
Cellular component (GO): RNA polymerase II, core complex
Molecular function (GO): DNA-directed RNA polymerase activity; nucleic acid binding; zinc ion binding
Source: RefSeq, a predicted model, not a curated record
AUGUCCGCUUCUCCCUCGUCUACCACUGGUGGAGACCAGUCUCAGGGCAUCGACCAGAUUCAUUUCCGCUUCUGUCGCGAAUGCUCCAACCUUCUUUACCCCAAAGAAGAUCGUGCCACGAAUACAUUGAUGUUUUCCUGCCGCACUUGCCAUGUCGGCGAACCCGCCACCUCUCACUGCGUUUACCAGAACAAACUCAACAGCCAAGUAGGCGACACAGCCGGUGUGACUCAGGAUGUUGGAUCUGAUCCUACGCUGCCGAGGUCAAAUAGACUUUGCCCAAGCUGCGGAGAGAACGAGGCGGUGUUCUUUCAGUCACAACAACGGUCAGCGGAGACAGGAAUGAAAUUGUACUACGUUUGCUGUGCAUGCGGAAAGGUGUUCACAUGA